UAAAAUAAAUAUUUAAAAUUGACUCGACUUUGACUUGACAUUCAUGACUUGAGACUUACUUGUGACUUGCACAUGUGUGACUUACUCCCACCUCUGGUGUACACACCCCUAAACUAAGUUAGUACUUCAAUCUUGUCACGGCAUUCAUUUUGUUUGAAAAACAGUCAUUUUGGCAAUUCAUGAGAUUUAUUGUACUAUACUUCUUUGGCAUUAUCAGAUUGGCUGACCAUCUCCAGUGCUUCAAGUUAACCCAAAAAAAUUAGGUCCUGUAAAUUGGUUUCAGAUGUCAUUUUAACAGUGGUUGGGUUUUAGUCAUAUGCAGCGUUUGUGACUUUUUACUGUUUUUCACUGUUUCAAGUUUCUGACACUCUACUGGCUCCAAUCAAGACUUCCUCCAAAUACCAAAAUAAAUAAAUAAAUGCUAAACAAAAAAGUUCCAACAUUUUUAAUAAAAAAAACAACUAAACUCCUUUGUCCAUUGUUUAAUCUAUACUUUAAGUGGACAUAGUUUGCUUAUUCAGUCUACCUUCAGUUUUUCCUAAUUAUGGAGGAAAUGAAUGAUAGAGUAAAUGAAGCACCAGAAACUGUAUUUCCCAUUAACCUUCUCAACCAUCAACAAGGUGUUAUGGCGCAUUUUGUCCAUGUACAGAGUGUUUCAAUUGUCAGCCUUUUCUCAGUGUCAGGUUGGAUGACUGGCAUUUUAGUUGAGUGACACUGAGAUUCAUUUGCACUUAGAGCAUUUUCUUGGUCAUGUUUACAGAUCCUAUAAGAGGAAAAUUAAGCUUAGGGGAACACACCUUUGUGAGGAUGCCAGACUAUCCGAGUACAAUCACACACUUAUUCACACCUUGCAAUACUCAUUUACAACUCAGUCACACCUAGAGGAAAUCUAGUCUGGCCAAUCCACCUACUCACAUGUUUUUUUGGGGGUGAGAGCAACAUGGAAAAAUUGAAGGCAACCCAGGCAGAACAUGUAAAAUAGCAAACAGACUGGAGUCUGAGCUUAAACAAGGGACUCUGGAGCUGUGUGGCAUCCUACUGCUCACUGAAACAUCAUGCCAUAUUCCACCAUGCAAACACAUACCAUAUCAGGGUCAUUGCUUUCCUCAGAAUGUUGCACCAUCAAAAUAAAAUGAUGUAUGUGUUUGUUCAGCUGUGGUUCUGUGGUGUCCGUUUCUAAUGGUGUAGAUGCUGACAGAUGAGCCUCAGUUCAUAAUCAGGUACAAAGAAAGUCACCUUUAAGUCUACAUAAUAAACUGAGAAAAAUAAGUGUAAAGCGAGUGAUUAGUGCAUAUUUAACUAUUCGGUUUAUAUUAGUCAGUAUUUUGUUAAUUCUAAUAAUUAUCAAGACCUCAUAGAAAAAAAAAAAACUAUUGUUCUACAAGUCUUUAUUUUGUUGGUGGUUUAAGCCUAGAAACUUCAGCACACAAAGUACUAAAGCACCAUUUGGACCCCGAUCAUGUACUGUCUACAUUUGGUGGAGGUGAAAAAUGGGUGCAAAUGGGAAAUUUUCCCCUACACGUGAGUGAAUGAGUAAUGUUUUAUUUCGUUUUUUAACGACUUCCUUUCUUAUUCCUGCGCAUCGGAGCUCUCACUUUCAGUGUGCACAGACGGAAAAAAAGGAAGAGAAGUCAAUUCAUCAGCGCGGAGGAAGAGGAGGAGGAAGAGGAGGCGGUUGGAGGAGCACACCACUGCUUUUUCCCCCUUCCUAAUUACUUGACUACUGACGAUGACAAGGCAGUGUCACGCACAUUGGCAGGAUGGAGUAGAUCAUUUGUGUUAAGAUUUAUUUAUUUAUUUAUUUAUUUAUUUAUUCAUUUAUUUAUUUAUUUACUCAUCCAGGUCGCGGUUUGUAUUUUAUAAGAUUAUGAAGAUGCUGAAGAUCAGAAAACAUCAACAGCCCACUAUACGAUUGCGGAAAACACAAGGGAAUAAAGGCAGCUAGUCAUGAAGAGGAAACGCCACAUGGGAAAUGUUGCUGAUGAUGACAGAGAGAUGAGAAGAGCGGAUUAAAAGGCAUGGCUGAGCUUAAGAUCCUCUAUCCCGGUCCUUUAAAUGGUCGGAUUGUUAACAGGGACCUCGAGUGGACUGUGCAACACGAAAAAAGUUAUUAUCCAGUAUGCACGGAUGAAGCGGCUUUUUUAAUCGAGCGCCGCUGCGAGGCUGAACCGGAGGCGCGCGCGCGAGGACAGAAUGGCUUUUCAGCACCACGGACAGAGCCUUCGCUUCUCCACCAGUGGGGAACUGAUGAAGAACUUCACGUGUGUCACGAUGAGGAGUUUGAAACAGGGUUUUCCGAGAUAACUGACGUCGAAAUACGCAUUCAGGACCCAGAGAGCUGUGAACACUCUAGCUCCUUCUGUGAUCCGGAUCUCUCUGAUGACGAUUUUGAAGCAGAUCAGACUGAAAAGUCGGCUGAUUACGGCUUCAUUAGCGCAGUGACUUUUUUGGUGACCGGUAUGUUUCUGGUGGUUGUUGCUUACAUGAUCCCUCGUGACGUCAGAGUGAGUCCAGACAGUGUCUCAGCACGGGAAAUGGAGCGUCUGGCCAUUGAGAACGCCCGGGUAGGCGCACACCUGGACAGAUGUGUAAUUGCCGGUCUUUGUCUCCUGACUUUAGGGGGUGUAGUUCUCUCCACCUUACUCAUGAUCUCCUUGUAUAAAAGCGAGAUGGACAGACGGCAGGCUUUCGCGAGCUCCAAGCUCUCAGCCAAACUCUAUGGGUCUAUUAAUUUUAGAGGUGUAGGUAAUCAAAACAGUGUACCUUCACAUCUGUCUCUGGAUGAGGAUGAUGCAAUGAUUGAAAUUUCAAGCUGAAUCCUGUAUUUCUGUAACUAUGUCUGGUAUUUGACGUUGGUUAACCCCUAAUUAUUCAGUUAUUUACACAUAGAAUCAUAUUCGUCAGUAACUACAACAAAAUAUUCAGUAACUACAUUGAAAUUCAUAGGAAACGUAUGUAGUUAUGAGUGUGAGAUAUGUUUGUCUGGGAGAUUAACUAAUUAUUAAUUCAUCAAUUACUGUGAUUUCAGAGGUACUGUACAAUUAAGCCUCAAUUUCCCAAAAGAUCAUGAAUAAAUGGUAAGGUGAACAUCACACUGAACACUAAACUUGUUCAAAUGAUUACUCGAAAAUACUUUUGGGAAAUUGGAGCACCAGGACUAGAGAACUCUGUGAACAUUGUAUUUUUCAAUCGUGUGUAUCAGUUAGCAUCACCCUUGCAUGAAACAGAUCCUUAUGACAUGCUUUUUUGUAGUAACAGUUGCAUUUAUUGGUUGCAUCUAUAGCAUACAGUGUGUCAUCAAGUCAGUUUGUGCAAAUACACAUGCAGUUCUUUUUUAUUUGUAAUCUUAUGAUAGCAGUGGUGCAUUUCUUGUUGGGUAAUUUUAUAUGACAGCCUGUCAUCAUUUAAAUGCCGCAUCUCCAAGUAAAAUGAGUCUUUGCAUUUGCAUGUACAUAAUCAAUGUGUACACAUUUAUGUACUCAGUCUGAGUGGUCUUGAGUAGCCGACAUUAAUAAACAGAGGAUGCAGUUA
Messenger RNA from Tachysurus fulvidraco (yellow catfish), 3531 nucleotides. Its product is annotated as transmembrane protein 74. Bases 2019 to 2816 code for a protein of 265 amino acids. The record is from RefSeq and is a predicted model, not a curated record. NCBI's taxonomy places the organism in Eukaryota, Metazoa, Chordata, Actinopteri, Siluriformes, Bagridae. The transcript is spliced from 2 exons.